Phoenix dactylifera (date palm) is the source of this 1428-nucleotide messenger RNA. RefSeq names its product hypersensitive-induced response protein 1. Gene Ontology annotation, cellular component: mitochondrion. NCBI's taxonomy places the organism in Eukaryota, Viridiplantae, Streptophyta, Magnoliopsida, Arecales, Arecaceae. The record is from RefSeq and is a predicted model, not a curated record.
AUGCUCUUCCAAAUGUUAGGUCGCCAAAUGGCCAAAUGGCUAUUGUAUGCUUUAGUGGUCCAGGUUUUAAUAGAUAAAGAUUAGUAUGUUCGUAGCACCUGGUAUAGAUUAGUAUCUUGUUUUCCGGCGGCCAGCAUGUUGACUUUUGAAGGAUUACAAGAUUUGCCAGUAUUUGAAAGGUCUUUACUGCUUUGUCAUUUUGCUAAUAGAAUUAUCCUCUCUCCCACACUAUUUAUUGAUAUAGACCAGUUUGCAAUAUCCGAAACCUUGUUCUAGGAUAGCAUUCUUGCAGCUGUUUUGAAGUUAAGAAAUGGGGCAGGCUUGUUGUUGCUUACAAGUGGACCAGUCAACUGUGGCCAUCAAAGAAACUUUUGGUAGGUUCGCUGAUGUGCUUGAUCCUGGAUUCCACUUCUUACCUUGGUGUUGCGGGCAGCAGAUUGCUGGCUACCUCUCAUUGCGUGUGCAACAACUUGAUGUUCGUUGUGAAACAAAGACAAAGGAUAAUGUGUUUGUCACUGUUGUUGCAUCUAUACAAUACCGUGCUCUUGCUGACAAGGCAUCUGAUGCUUUCUACAAACUUAGCAACACAAGGGAACAAAUUCAAUCUUAUGUUUUUGAUGUCAUCAGGGCAAGUGUUCCAAAGCUGAACUUAGAUGACGUAUUUGAGCAGAAGAAUGAUAUUGCGAAAGCUGUGGAAGAUGAACUUGAAAAGGCAAUGUCAUUGUAUGGAUACGCGAUAGUUCAAACACUCAUUGUGGAUAUUGAGCCUGAUGAACAUGUUAAGAGAGCAAUGAAUGAGAUUAAUGCAGCUGCUAGGCUCAGGGUGGCAGCAAAUGAAAAGGCUGAAGCUGAGAAAAUACUGCAGAUCAAGCGGGCUGAAGGAGAUGCAGAAUCAAAAUACUUAGCAGGGCUUGGUAUAGCACGCCAACGCCAGGCUAUUGUGGAUGGGCUGAGGGACAGUGUGCUUGCCUUCUCGGUAAAUGUGCCUGGGACAACAGCAAAGGAUGUCAUGGAUAUGGUGCUGGUGACCCAGUACUUCGACACCAUGAAAGACAUUGGAGCAUCCUCUAAGUCCACUUCUGUGUUCAUUCCUCAUGGGCCUGGGGCUGUGAGGGACAUUGCUGCACAAAUAAGGGAUGGCCUCCUCCAAGCCAACACCACUCUUUAAGUAAGACCAAAUGGACGCUAGUUUUUUCCAGUUUUGGAUUCUCUUCGUAGUAAUUUCCUAUGAUUUGGUGCUGUUAUUGUGGAUAUGCAGAUUAGGAAAUGUGGUGUAAAUAGUGUGUUUAUAUAAGUUACUUUUAUUGCCUUCAGUGUCUUGUGUGAGUAUGUUUUAGGUGAUUUGUUGAACAAGAUAUUUUCAAGAUACAGUUUAUGACUGCGUUAUUAAGGUAUAUGGAUGGAGAUGGCUAUUUUUAUCAUUAUUAA